Molecule: messenger RNA, 1838 nt
Organism: Sinocyclocheilus grahami
Lineage: Eukaryota; Metazoa; Chordata; Actinopteri; Cypriniformes; Cyprinidae
Product: protein FAM131B-like
Exons: 7
Coding region: 40-1038 (332 amino acids)
Source: RefSeq, a predicted model, not a curated record
GGCCGAGCAGACUUUUCAUGGGAUGGAAUCAAUUUGUCUAUGGAGGACACAACCUCAAUCCUCCCUCGGCUGAAGAAGCAGAACUCCAACGCCUAUGGAAUCGGCGCUCUGGCUAAGUCCUCUCUGACAGGUGUGUCAGGAGUGUCUCGCUCUAUGAAGGACAAGGUGACAAAGCCAACAGCGAUGGCCCAGGGGCGCGUGGCUCACAUGAUUGAGUGGCAGAGCUGGGGCAUGCAGACGGUGGGCGUGGGGGGCACAGGAGCAGGACGCACCUCCAGUCUGCACCUCCAACAAGAGCGCAAGCUGGAGAAUGACGCAUACAGCGACCUCAGUGACGGAGAGAAGGAGGCUCGCUUCGCCGCAGGUGUGCUUCAGCAGUUUGCGAUCUCUGAGGCGACGCUGCUGGCCUGGACCUCUAUGGACGGUGACAGCACAAGCGCUGGAUCUAAUCAGGGGAGCGUAGCCCACCUGAGCGAGGCCAACCAGGAAAGCAUCACCAGCCGAGACCAGAUGCACCAUUCCUCUGCAGAGGUGUGGCCUCACAAUUACAUGUUGGAGCAAAGACUACAGAGUGCCACUCAGUCUUUACAAGCUACUCCCAACAGCACCAUCCACAGCCUGCCACCCCUCACUCACCCCCCAUUAGUGGAUCUGUGGGGGGCAGCACAGACAGAGGCCUAUCAGGCAGACAUGGUGGGCUACAUGGGUAUGCCUGUAGCAGUAGAUGGAAAUCUAACAGCCCCCACAGAGGAGGUGACGACAGAUCACUCACCUUUACUGGAAGCCCAGGAAGAGGAAGAGAUCAAAGAGGAAGAUAUUACGUUAUGUAUGGAACCAGAACCAGUGACAUUCAUUCCAUCUCCAGUAACGCAGAGAGAGGAAGUGACCUCAAUGGGAGGAAGCAGUCCAGGUCAAGCCCCUGGAGAAUUCAGCACAGAGCGCAAGGCGUCUGAUGUCUCACCGUCUGUAAUUGAAGAGCUUGAAGAAAAAGAGGAGGAGUCUGAAUCGUCGCCUGUAGACGUCAUGGCAGCCAACUAAUUGGCUGGCAUGAGACUUGAGCUUGUUUUGACAUUUCAGUCAGCAUACUCAAACAAUAUCAACUCCUAUUUCAGGAAUCAAACCCCAUUGUGAUGGAAUUCAAGUGACUGCUCGAACCCAAAAUGGAAAAGCAGAACUGAAAUGACUGCACUGCUUACGUGAAAACUAUGAUUUUUUUUUUUGUAAGCCUUAUAUUAUGGAUGUCUGAAAAAGGAAGGCACAGAAUGGGAAAUCCUUGGGACUGAGAAAGGAGAGAAUGAGGAAAACCAAGUUGGAGGUACGUAAUUCAGGACAAUAAAUAUGAAGAACAUUCGGUUAAAUAUGUGCAUGCUUUUACAAGGAGUGAUGGCACUCGUUAUUCAAAAUAAAGAAACUAUAGUUAAUAAACCAUAAUGAUGAUAAUAAUAUGAUUAUUUUCUAAGAAAACAACAAAAAAUGAAAUAUAUAAUUGUAAAAUAGACAGUAACACAAGUUUUUACAACCCAAGCCCUUCAGGAUUUCAGUUCCCACACACCAUAAGAGAUCAAAUACACUCAAUACAACACAAAUGAUCCCUUUUCCUCUUCAGUUUUCACCCUGUUUACUUCCGAACACAAUCCUUUAUAUAUAUAAAAAAACAAGAUUUGGCAGAUUAUGACACUGUUGGGAGAAACACUGGUUCAAUACAGAAGUUUCUGUGCUGUGAAACAUAAAAAUCAAUUAACCGAAACAAACCACUGCACAAUCUACACACUUCUGUCGGCUGUUUAUUCAAUAUGUAAGUAUGUAUUCAAACCCUCAUUAACUCAAGCCAAUAGAUG